Messenger RNA from Camellia sinensis, 1783 nucleotides. RefSeq names its product Pyridoxal phosphate (PLP)-dependent transferases superfamily protein. The record is from RefSeq and is a predicted model, not a curated record. Gene Ontology annotation, cellular component: cytoplasm. Lineage: Eukaryota; Viridiplantae; Streptophyta; Magnoliopsida; Ericales; Theaceae. Gene Ontology annotation, biological process: biosynthetic process. Gene Ontology annotation, molecular function: L-kynurenine:2-oxoglutarate transaminase activity; pyridoxal phosphate binding.
CGUGGGGUGGGAGGAUGGACGCCAUGCCAAUGAGUCAUGCGAAACACGAGUUGGGUUGGGAACCACAUCAACAACCAGGUCUCACUUCACUCACACUCUCUCUCCCCGACAGUCUCCUACUCAGAUCAUAUUCCUCUACUUUUCUGUUCCUUAUCUUCAAAACCCUAAUAUAGGAUUCUUACAUAUAUGACCCUCCUCCUAAUGCACAUGUCACUUGCAAUUCAAUGUACCUGGACACCCCUUCAAAUGCCUAGACUUAGGCCGCCGAGCUUUGGUCCUUUUCUACUUCAUUCCCCCCACACAAAUUUCUUCCCAAGUUUUGGUGACAUUAGGAGCCGAAUCACCACUUACCCGUGUUUCAUGGCGGCUAUUUCGACUGUUUCUACCCAGAAAGAGCCCGUUUUGAACGAGGACGAGCCGACCCAGAAGACCCUUCAGCCCUCGCAGGUUGCACAGCGUUUGGAGAAGUUCAAAACUACGAUCUUCACACAAAUGAGUAUGCUUGCCAUCAAACACGGAGCAAUAAACCUUGGACAGGGCUUCCCCAACUUUGACGGUCCUGAAUUUGUGAAAGAAGCAGCCAUUGAAGCCAUUAAAGCCGGGAAAAACCAAUAUGCCCGCGGAUAUGGAGUUCCUGACCUCAACUCUGCUAUCUCUGAAAGGUUCAAAAAAGAUACCGGACUUGUGGUGGACCCAGAAAAGGAAGUUACCGUCACCUCAGGAUGCACCGAAGCAAUUGCUGCGACCAUGUUGGGUUUAAUAAAUCCCGGUGAUGAAGUGAUUGUAUUCGCUCCAUUCUACGAUUCUUAUGAAGCCACCCUGUCAAUGGCCGGUGCCAAAAUCAAAUGCAUCACAUUACGACCCCCAAAUUUUUCGGUGCCUCUUGAUGAGCUCAAGUCGACAAUCUCAAAGAAUACUCGAGCUGUUCUCAUAAACACCCCACACAAUCCCACGGGGAAAAUGUUCACUAGGGAAGAACUCAACACGAUUGCAUCUCUAUGCAUUGAGAAUGACGUGUUGGUUUUCACCGAUGAAGUUUAUGACAAGUUGGCUUUUGAAAUGGACCACAUUUCUAUGGCUUCUCUUCCUGGAAUGUACGAGCGGACCGUUACUUUGAAUUCAUUGGGAAAGACAUUCUCUUUAACAGGUUGGAAGAUUGGGUGGGCCAUAGCUCCCCCGCACCUGACUUGGGGUGUGCGUCAAGCACACUCGUUCCUCACUUUUGCCACGUGCACUCCAAUGCAGCAUGCGGCUGCAGCGGCUCUUAGAGCCCCCGAGUCUUACUACGAGGAGCUAAAGAGGGAUUACUCAGCAAAGAAGGCGAUUUUGGUCGAAGGGCUAAAGGCUGUUGGUUUCAAGGUAUACCCCUCAAGUGGAACCUAUUUUGUAGUGGUCGAUCACACCCCAUUUGGGCAAGAAAAUGAUGUUGCAUUUUGUGAGUAUCUGAUCAAGGAAGUCGGGGUGGUAGCGAUUCCGACGAGCGUGUUUUACUUGAACCCGGAAGAUGGAAAGAAUCUUGUGAGGUUUACUUUCUGCAAAGAUGAGGGCACGCUAAGGAGUGCAGUUGAAAGGAUGAAAGAGAAGCUAUUGAGGAAGUGAAGAUCCGAAAUGGAUAUUGUUUGAACCCGGAUCUAUUGUGCACCAAAUAGAUUUAUGUUGUUUAGCGAUAAGCAUUCGGUACUAGAGGUAAAUUCUUUUUUUCUUUCUCCAAGGCCAGUUUAUGUGAAUUAAUAUACAUUUUGAAUAAAUUGAAAUGAAGUAGCAAAUUUACUAAUUGAAAUCA